GCAGCAGCAGCAGGGAGGGGGCGGCUGAGGGAAGCCCAAUCAGGCGCUGCUAAGGAGCCUGAUUCUCUUGCAACCCCGUCUGGUCGGGUAUUCAUGGCUGCCAAGCUUGGCUCUGCCCUAACCUUGGUGCACUGGAUUUGAGAAGGAUUUUAUCCGCCGCGCUGCGCGUUUGGAGGAGCCCUUCUGCAGAAAGGUUUCUUCUCGGAAAAUGGCUUGCCAACAAGUUCUUCCCCAAGCUUUGUAUCUGAGCAAUAUGCUGAAAGCCGUGAAGAUUAGGGAGAGAAUUCCUGAAGACCUUGUCAUACCCACCAAUGGAAUAAUUCAUCACUUUAAAACGAUGUACAGAUACACAGUAGAAAUGUUCAGAAUGUGCCAGUUUUGUCCUCCGUUUCGGGAGAUCCUUCAGAAAGCUUUAAUUGACCGAUCCACCCAGAGUUCGCUGGAACAUCAGAGGAAGCUGAACUGGUGCAGGGAAGUUAGGAAACUUGUGCCGUUAAAGACUAAUGGUGAUGGUAAUUGCCUCCUGCAUGCUGCAUCUCAGUACAUGUGGGGUGUUCAAGAUGUGGACCUGGUCCUGAGGAAAACACUGUUCUUCGCUCUGCAGGAAGUGGAUACACGCAACUUUAAGCUUCGUUGGCAACUAGAGACUGUUAAAUCGCAGGAUUUUGUAGAAACAGGACUCCUCUAUAACACCAGGAACUGGGAAGAGGAAUGGGAGAACCUCAUCAGUAUGACAUCCCCAGAAACAUCAGUGGCCCGAAGUGGGCUUCAGUACAAUGCACUGGAAGAAAUCCAUAUAUUUGUCCUUGUUAACAUUCUCAGAAGGCCGAUCAUAGUUCUUGCAGAUAAAAUGCUGAGAAGCUUGGAGUCCGGUUCAAGCUUUGCCCCUCUGAACGUUGGUGGAAUUUACUUGCCUCUCCACUGGCCAGCUGAAGAAUGCUAUAGAUAUCCUAUUGUCCUGGGCUAUGACAGAAUGCAUUUCACACCAUUGGUCACUCUGAAGGACAGCGGGCCAGAAAUCCGGGCUGUCCCACUGGUCAGCAGUGAACGAGGCAGGUUUGAAGACUUGAAGGUGCACUUUCUGACAGACACUGAGGAGAUGGGAAAGGAGAAGCUACUGAAAGAAUACUUGAUGUUGAUAGAGAUUCCAGUGCAAGGCUGGGACCAUGGUACAACUCAUUUAAUUUAUGCUGCAAAGUUAGAUGAAGGCAACUUACCCAAAGAGAUAAAUCUGGUGGAAGAUUACUUUCAACUGGUACAGCAUGAGUACAAGAAAUGGCAAAAGAACAAUACGCUUAUUACGAGGGAGCCCUACACCGGGAAUAUACUGGAACUGCCCUUACCCCAGUUGUCUCUUGUAGAGGUGAAAUGUGAAACUCCCAAUUGCCCCUUCUUUAUGUCUGUGAACACCCAGCCCUAUUGUCAUGAGUGCUUUGAGCGGAGGCAACAGGGAAAUAAACCAAGGAGACCGAGCGCCAAAACAGCAUCUGAAAAGUCACGGACGACUGGAGCAGGCCCAUCUAGGGUUGAGUUUUGUGAGCCCGGGGGAGGGCUAUCUGAAGACCCAGUGACAGGGCCUCAUUCUGCACCUCCAACAGCUCCAAGCCUUUUUCUGUAUAGUGAAACCACCGCUAUGAAAUGCAGGACUCCAGAUUGCCCUUUUACAUUAAAUGUGCAACACAAUGGACUCUGUGAACGCUGCUACAAUUCCAGACAGCUCAGUCCCUCUAACAACUUGGACAACCUGCGACAUUUAAACAGUGUGACAUGUAAAAUCUGCCUUCAGGACACAAACAGGACCUUUAAUGGCAUCUGCACCUCUUGUCUCAAAAGGACUACAGAGCCGGCAAUUGCCAAUCCUGUCUUCGUGCCUUCAUUCCAUCGGCGAUCUCACUCCGACCCUUCACAGCUAUCCCAGAGCUUCCUCCAGCAUUCCUGUCAUGCAGCACCCAGCAACGAGCUGGAGGAGCUGUCUUCUUCAGAAAUGCUUCAGGUUCCUCACAAUUCGUUGGAAAGGAAUGGAAGUAGCCAGUGCAGAAAACCUGGCUGCACGUUUUUUGGGACUCCUCAGAAUGAAGGGUUUUGCACUCUAUGCUUCUUUGAGUACAAGGAAAACAAUGGCAGUGCCUCACUACUUCAUCAGAGAAGGUCUCAAAGGAAUUCUUCUGCUUCUGGUCAGCCUGGGACCUCUGCUGCCACAUUCCAUAACACCAUUUCCUGCCUGGGGAGAGAAUGUGGCACCCUGGGCAGCAGUAUGCUUGAUGGGUAUUGUCAGAAAUGUUUUAUUGAAGCACAGACUCAGCGAUUCCGUGAAGCCAUAAGGACUGAACAGCAGCUAGUGGGACAAUCUGAAAGAACUGGGCAACACAGAGACUUACUGGUAUCAACAAUGGGGAGCCAAAAGCGAAAGUGUUCCACGGCUUCUUGUAGGAACAACUUAGCCUGCAGAAACGAUGAGCUGUGUCAGGAGUGCCAGCGAGUUCAGUCUGGGAAUCCUAGAGGGCCAGCUGCAGAAGAGCCUCCGAAACAGUGCUGCCGAGCCACUGGCUGUGAUCAUUAUGGCAAUAAUAAGUGCAAUGGCUACUGCAAUGAAUGCUACCAAUUCAAAGAGAUGUAUGGCUAGCGGAGAAGUGCCGGCAAAGAGCAAGGAAGCAACAUCUGCUUCUACCUCGCUGAAAUGGUGCUAUGUCCAAAACACUUAAGAGGCCAGCCAUGGCAAGGUCCAUUUGAAUGGUGUGACAUAUAUAUGGCUUUGGGGGGAAAAUAAGCUGUCUGGUUUUGUACAUAUUUAUGUCCAUGGGUAUGAAUGAAUAUCCACUUAAUACAAACACUGCAUACAUGGACCAAUGAGAAGUCAGUCUGCUUUCUGCACAGAGGAAUCUUGCAGGAAUGAUCUGCUAUAAUGUUGACUCCAAACUCCCUCUCCUCUCGGAUUUCAAAAUCCCUAGAGUGCGUACUGUGGCAGAAUGAAGCAUUUGAAUACAGAGGACUUUGUAACUUUGCCUCUGUACUAAUACCUCCCCUGCACCUUGUCAGAACUGACCAUUCAGAGUGCAAGGACACUCAACCAAUGUCUGAGAUGCAGAGCUUCUUGAAUUGGCCUACGUCAGUGUUUUGCUCAAGGUGAGGCUGGCCCUUCUUGAGAGGACUCCAUUCUCGUCCAGGGGAGUCUGGUGCAAGCUGGGGGUGAGGAUGUAGUUAAGAAACUUGCUUUUGCUUGGUUGCCUUCAUCUAAGAGCUCUGUCUUGCAUGUAGAGUGUUCUGGUUGGUUCUGCAUUUGCUGAGCUCUGGGCAGAAAGAAGUCAGAAAUGAAGGACAACUCGCUGCCUGCCGGUCAACAUGUUUAACCAAUGUACCUCCCUUUCCAAAACACAAAAAUAAUAGGGACCCAACGAGAAAGCCCAUGACCAUUGGCUACAAAUGCAUUUAUGCGAAGGGAGGUCUGAACACUCCCCUCCCCAUCCCCUAGGGAUGGAAAUGCCACCACAAGGUAUGAGAAACAGCCCUAGGUUUUGAUGCUGAUGCCAAACUGACCCUGUCUGCUUUGGUGUAGGAGGAAGCACAGUAGCAGUCAGGGCUGUGCAAGCUGCUCUUUUCUUAUUUUAUUGCGCCUCCCCUCCUCCC
Messenger RNA from Malaclemys terrapin pileata, 3624 nucleotides. It is a transcript of the gene TNFAIP3, whose product is annotated as TNF alpha induced protein 3. Gene Ontology annotation, cellular component: cytoplasm; nucleus. The coding region runs from base 209 to 2623 and encodes 804 amino acids. The transcript is spliced from 9 exons. Lineage: Eukaryota; Metazoa; Chordata; Testudines; Emydidae. Gene Ontology annotation, biological process: cell migration; protein K29-linked deubiquitination; positive regulation of Wnt signaling pathway. The record is from RefSeq and is a predicted model, not a curated record. Gene Ontology annotation, molecular function: K63-linked polyubiquitin modification-dependent protein binding; zinc ion binding; DNA binding.